UCAUAAUAGUAUCCGAACAUAAUUUUUCUGCUUACUUUUUUUUUCUUUUAUUUAAUAUGGCGGAAGCAUUGACCGCCGACGGGACGUCUGAUUUUUUCAUUAUUCAGUUACGAAUCACUUUAUCGCAAUAAUUUCGCGUGUAUGUGAUACAAAAGUGAACAUUAGAAGCUUAUGUGUUAUUUUUCAACAAAUAAUUAUUUGAAAAGUGCGCUGAAAAAGCUGGUUCUUCUAUAAAAAUGUCUAAACGGGCAGCAUAUGGGGAUGAUGAAGACAAUCCACCCACACCGUCUGAUGACUCGGACUUUGAUGAUGAUGAAGACCCAGAUAACUUGGAAGUCCCAGGUGGCGGCAAAACACUGGCAGCCGCAGCUCAGCUGGGGAACAAACCCAAAGCCACAGCGGCACCGAUGCCGGUCACAGUCAGAGCUACUACAAAUCCGUUAGCUGCCGCGUCAGGAGUAGCGUUUGGUCAGGUGGCCAACCAGGUAAAGCCGAUCAAGAUAUCGGCCAGUUCCUUGUCCAAGCCCAUCAACCUCGGCACCUUGCCUCGCGGCGGUGCUGCCGCGCCGUCGCCCUUCGCGGCGGGCUCCUCGGCCGCGUACAGCGCCGCCUCGCUGCUCGCGCAGAUGGAAAUGGCGGGCAUACCGGGGAUGAACUCGUACUUGCUUCAGAACCUGAAUCAGAUAUUGGCGUCGGGAAUGGGUGGGCCUUUGGCAGGCAUGCUAGGACAGUUUGCACAGCUCGCCACACCAAAUUGGGGGCCUAAAGCUGGCCUCUUUCCGCAAGACAAGAUGCACGGCGACGAAGAGGAGGUGGAUGAUGAAGAAAUGGGCGUGGCAGAGACGUACGCCGACUACAUGCCUACUAAACUGAAACUGGGCCGCAAGCACCCCGACCCGGUCGUAGAGACGGCCUCCCUCUCCUCCGUGGAGCCCAUCGACGUGCACUACAGCCUCAGCUUACCCGACGAGACGAUACGGAACGGGUUGCUAUCCGCGCUGCAGUUGGAGGCUGUGGUGUACGCGGCGCAAGCGCACGAACACACGCUGCCGGACGGCACGAGGGCCGGUUUCCUUAUAGGUGACGGCGCUGGUGUGGGCAAAGGUCGAACGAUCGCCGGCAUAAUCUUCGAGAACUACCUGAAGGGGCGCAAGCGCGCCAUCUGGGUGUCCGUCUCCAACGACCUCAAGUACGACGCGGAGAGGGACCUCAGGGACAUCGGGGCGGGGAAGCUCGAAGUUCACCCACUCAAUAAGUUGAAAUACGCAAAGAUCUCGUCGGCGGUGAACGGCAACGUGAAAAAGGGCGUGGUGUUCUGCACGUAUUCGGCGCUGAUCGGCGAGACGCAGUCCAACACGACCAAGUACAGGACGAGGCUGAAGCAGCUGCUGCAGUGGUGCGGGGAGGACUUCGACGGAUGCAUCGUAUUCGACGAAUGCCACAAAGCGAAGAACCUCUGCCCCGUCGGCUCGGGCAAGGCCACAAAGACCGGCCUUACCGCCCUAGAGCUACAAAACAAACUCCCCAAGGCCCGCGUUGUAUACGCUUCGGCCACGGGAGCGUCUGAACCUAGGAACAUGGCGUACAUGGUGCGGCUUGGGAUAUGGGGGGAGGGAACACCCUUCCCUACGUUUAUGGACUUUAUCAACGCAGUAGAAAAGAGGGGUGUCGGCGCCAUGGAAAUAGUAGCCAUGGACAUGAAGCUCCGGGGCAUGUACAUCGCCCGGCAGCUCUCGUUCCACGGCGUCUCGUUCAAGAUAGAAGAGGUACCGCUGUCCGACGCCUUCCGGGAGACUUACGACAAGUCUGUCGCGCUGUGGGUGGAAGCCAUGCAGCGGUUCACGGAGGCAGCAGAGCUCAUCGACGCAGAAGCUCGCAUGAAGAAGACGAUGUGGGGACAGUUCUGGUCGGCGCAUCAGAGGUUCUUCAAGUACCUGUGUAUCGCCGCCAAGGUGCAUCACGCAGUGGUAACAGCGCGAGAGGCCGUCAAGUGCGGCAAGUGCGUCGUGAUCGGCUUGCAGAGCACGGGCGAGGCUCGAACCCUGGACCAGCUGGAGAGGGACGACGGAGAGCUCAGCGACUUCGUCUCCACCGCCAAGGGCGUGUUCCAAUCCCUGGUCGAAAAGCACUUCCCCGCCCCGGACCGCGAGCGCAUCAACCGGCUUUUAGGCCUCGAGGGGCCUAAAAAGGCUCUUCCAGCGCCCACACCCAAUGGACGCACCGCUACCCCUACUGUCACUGCAUUAACGGGAGAGUCCAGUAAGAGGAAAUUAACGUCACGACAACAAGCCAACAUAGCGGCCAAGCGUGCUCGCGGCGGUUCCUCUUCCGACGAAUUCAUCCGUGGAUCCGACGACGAGGCAGAAGCGGAUUCGGGUGACGAGCGCAGGCGGUCCGACUCCGAGAGCGACUCUAACCCGUUCCGCGCCGGAUCCGGCACGGACUCGGACACUGAGCCCUGGAUGAGAAAGAAGAAACCCCUCAAGAAGAAGAAAGCGGCGUCGCCCAAGAAGAAACCGUCCACCACACAGGACAAGAUCGAGAACAUGUUCACCAGGAAGACCACCGCGCCGACCGUCACCGUCGCGGCGCCGGGCGGGAUGCUGACGGGAACGCCCGUCGGGACCAACGGACUUUAUCUAGGUCCAGCACGCAACAACCAGCCGCCGCCACGCUCGGCCAUCGAGCGCGCGUGCAGCAUGAAGGAGGAGCUCCUCGCCGCCAUCGAGCGCCUCGCGCGCCGCCUGCCGCCCAACACGCUCGACCAGCUGGUCGACGAGCUGGGCGGCACCGAGAACGUGGCCGAGAUGACAGGCCGCAAAGGGCGCGUAGUGCAAACGGAGGACGGUCAGAUCCUCUACGAGAGCAGAUCCGAAGCCGACGUGCCCCUAGAAACGCUCAAUCUAACGGAGAAGCAGCGAUUCAUGGACGGCGAGAAGGAUGUCGCCAUCAUUUCUGAGGCGGCGUCGAGUGGUAUCUCACUACAGAGUGACAGGAGGGCGCGAAACCAAAGGAGGCGCGUACACAUCACUCUGGAGCUACCGUGGUCCGCCGACAGAGCUAUACAGCAGUUCGGUCGCACACAUCGAUCUAACCAAGUGAACGCCCCGGAGUACAUCUUUCUAAUCUCUGACCUGGCUGGCGAGCGGCGCUUCGCCUCCACCGUCGCCAAGCGGCUCGAGUCCCUCGGAGCCCUAACACACGGAGACAGGAGGGCCACCGAGACCAGGGACCUUAGCCAGUUCAACAUCGACAACAAAUACGGCCGGACGGCGCUUGAAGCUGUAAUGAAGGCUAUCAUGAAGUACGAAACGCCGCUAGUGCCCCCGCCGAGGGAUUACAAUGGAGAUUUCUUCCAGGAUAUCGCCAGCGCGCUAGUCGGAGUAGGGCUAAUAACCAACAGCGAGUCGGCGCCCGGAGUGCUCACGCUUGACAAGGACUACAACAACAUGUCGAAGUUUCUCAACAGGAUACUGGGCAUGCCGGUGGAACUGCAGAACAGGCUCUUCAAGUACUUCACGGACACGCUCAACGCUGUCAUGGAGCAAGCCAAACGCAGCGGGCGGUUCGACCUCGGCAUCUUGGACCUGGGAAGCGCCGGCGAGUGCGUGCGCCGCGUGCGCUGCGUGCGCUUCCUGCGCCGGCACGCGACCGGCACAGCACCCGUCGAACUACACACCGUGCAUUCUGAGCGCGGCAUGGACUGGACGGAGGCGCUAGAAAAGCACUCGCAACACGACGGGCCCAAAGAAGGCUUUUAUCUAUCAGUGGCGCAACGCAACGGCAAAUACACCGCCGUGUUAUGUAUCGCAGUAGGCAACCAGCACGCGCGAACACAGACCAAGCUCAGUAAGAAGGAGCAGAUGUAUCAGAUAUACAGGCCUAACACCGGUCUCCAGCUUCGCCUAGAAUCCCUCGCGGAAAUCGAAAAGAAAUACAAGCGGGUCGCGGCCGAGGACGCCGAGACGUCGUGGCGAGCUCAGCACGCGGCCUCGCUGCGGGUGUGCAGCCACGCCUACUGGCGCGCCUCCUGCAGGAACGCGGCCAGCUGCGAGGUGGGACUGCGGCGGCGCACGUACCACGUGCUGUCGGGCUCCGUGCUGGCGGUGUGGGCGCGCGUGGAGGCCGUGCUGGCGCAGCGCUCGCAGCUCAACAAGAUGCAGGUCGUGCGCAUCAAGACCGACCAGGGGCUCAAGAUUGUCGGCACGGUGAUCCCAAAGAACUGCGUGGACCCGCUGAAAGAGACGCUCUCGUCGGACGCCGUCAACGUGUCGGAGCAGUCGUUCGAGCAGACCGACCUCAAGUGAGGACG
Molecule: messenger RNA, 4312 nt
Organism: Cydia amplana
Lineage: Eukaryota; Metazoa; Arthropoda; Insecta; Lepidoptera; Tortricidae
Gene: sno
Product: protein strawberry notch
Exons: 30
Coding region: 237-4307 (1356 amino acids)
Biological process (GO): regulation of DNA-templated transcription
Cellular component (GO): nucleus
Molecular function (GO): histone binding; chromatin DNA binding
Source: RefSeq, a predicted model, not a curated record